Messenger RNA from Aspergillus tanneri, 1803 nucleotides. RefSeq names its product Ytp1 family protein. The transcript is spliced from 3 exons. Bases 1 to 1803 code for a protein of 600 amino acids. The record is from RefSeq and is a predicted model, not a curated record. NCBI's taxonomy places the organism in Eukaryota, Fungi, Ascomycota, Eurotiomycetes, Eurotiales, Aspergillaceae.
AUGCUAGAAAGCUUUUCGCUCAUGUGGCAGAAAGCUUUUCAUGCCGCGAUUGCGGUGUCUUUCCUGUUUGCCUCUGUCGCAAGUGCGAUUCCACAUGGUGAUGACCAUUCUAUGGAUAUGGGUACGGGCAUGGACAUGAAUGGUACGAAGCAAGAAACUCAACCCGAGGCAAGCGAUGAGUCUCCCAUGAGUUAUUUCGCAUACGGCAAGUACUCUGGCACAAUCAUGGCUCACAUCACCCUCAUGGUUAUUGCCUGGUGUUUCGCUUUACCGGUUGCUGUAAUGUUCAGUAUUGCUCGGUCACGGUACGCACUGGUUUCUCAAUUCACCUUCUUAGUGUUGAAUGCGGUGGGAUUGCUGGUUGGGAUCAUUUACAACAGCCAAACCCCGGACCUCUACGAAAACAACGCACACCACAAGAUCGGAUGGAUUGCGACCUGGGUCAUCAGCGCACAAGUCAUCUUGUCCCUAAUCUUUGCAUAUGCCGGAAGAGGCGUUGCGGAUUCAACCUCCUACGAACGUGUUGCGUUUUUGCCCGUAUCGACCGACGAAAUGGUCGAAAGCCCGGCUACUUUUCCAAGCGGCAUUCACCACGAGUAUCGCUGGUCUAGAGAUAGUGGCCAGGGUUCUGAGAGGAAUACGUCGUCUCUCCAUAGUCGCCCUAGUUCCCCAUCCUGCGCAUCUCCUUCCGAUGAGUACGAUACUUUUGAGAAGCCAGAAAAUGACAUAUCUGAGGAGCCUUCUGUCCGCAGUUGGCUUCGCUGUGCCUUUGUCGACCGCUUCUUGGCCAGUCGCGUACCGCGCUUAGUUUCGAGCAGAGUUCUCCGGAUCCUUACCUUCAUUUAUCUGGUCAUUGACAGAAUCAUUCUCCAAUUUGGCUUCAUUGCCAUUGCUACCGGUGUCGUGACGUAUGGUGGUAUCAUGAGGGCCAACGAAGUCUUCAACGGCCUCGCUCACUUCAUCAAAGGGGGUAUCUUUUUCUGGUAUGGUUUGCUGACCCUAGGCCGAUUUAUGGGGUGCUGGGCCGACUUGGGUUGGGCGUGGAACAUCAAACCUUCAAGCGCGAUUGUUGGCAAGUGGAAGGCCAAAAUUCCAUCGGCGGAGUUCACCGAGUCUUUUGUGAUUUUCCUCUAUGGCGCCAGCAACGUCUUUCUCGAGCAUCUUUCUAGUUCGGGCGGCCCAUGGACGGCCACCGAUCUCGAGCACGUGUCGAUCUCCAUCCUGUUCUUCGGCGGUGGCUUAUGUGGCAUGCUUUUCGAAUCCAAGAGUGUGAAGGACUGGCUGAACAGCACCGUUUUGCGACCUUCCUCUCCCGUUAAUUCUCGUACCCUCAAUGGCGCUUGGCAUGCACCCGACACCCAGGGCGUUUCCCUCAACCCGAUGCCGGCUCUGGUUAUCCUUCUUUUGGGGAUGAUGAUGGGAUCCCAUCAUCAGACUAGCAUGACCUCAACUAUGGUGCACAAGCAAUGGGGCAAUCUUCUGGUUGGGUUUGCGCUGGCCAGAUGCGCGACAUAUGUCUUGCUGUACAUAAAGCCACCGACCUCGUAUCUGCCAGCUCGACUCCCGACCGAGAUCAUUGCAUCGUUCUGCUUGAUUUCCGGUGGUUUGAUCUUCAUGUUGAGCACUCGUAAUGUGAUAAAUUCUAUGGAGUAUUAUGACCUCGAUGCGAUGUUCACAUUUACCGUCAGCAUGGGAUUGACUGCCUUCAUCAUGGCGUGUGAAAUCCUCGCGAUUGCGAUCAAAGCUUGGGCGGUGAAACGGGAGUCUCGCCCCCAGCUACCUCCUUAUAAGUUCCCGGCCUAA